UCGUACCCCAUAACCACAUCAGCCCAUGUUCCUGCCCCACAGCCCCGUGAUUCCAUAGUCAGCUUCGUGGCUCUGUGCCCCACAGCCACACAGCCUUCCCUUCCUCCAUCCUCAUCCUCAUCGCUUUGGGAAUGCUACGAGCCCAUAUCCUGCCCAUAAUCCCAUAUCCUGACCCAUAACAGGAAAUCUUACCCCAUGUCCUGCCCCAUGGAUCCAUAUCCUGCUCCAUAGCUUUAUGUCCCACAGCCCUGGAACCUUUCUCCUGCUGCACUCAUACUCAUGUCUUUGGGACUACGAGGACCAUAUAUAUCUUCCCGCAGCCCCAUAUCACAUUUCACAGCCCCAUAACUCUCCCUCUUGCCCCAUAUCAUGCCCCGUAGCUCCACAUCCAACCCCAUAUCCUCAUUUCCAGUCCCAUAUCCCCAGAAAAUGACAAAUCACCCCACGGUCUGAUCUGUGCCCCCUAUCCUUGCCUCAUAGCCCACUGACUCCAUACUCCAACACAUAGCUCUGGUAUCAUCCCUUGUAUCCCUCCUAUAGUCCCAGUUUGAUAUCUUGUCCCAUUCCAGUAUGACCCCAUAGCCUGCCCUACCGCUCUGUGCCCUUUGUCCCACAGCCUUCCUCUCGCCAUGCUCGUCUUAGCCAUCCACGUGCUGACCUUUGCUGUGGGUUUUCCUGCCAACAUCUUCACCCUCCUCACCCUCCUCAUCAAAAUCCGAUGCCACCGUCCUCAUCCCCACCUCACCGCUGCCGACCUCCUCCUCCUCCACCUCACCACCGCCGACCUCCUUGUCCUCCUCUUCCUCCCAUUCAAGAUGGCUGAAGAGGCAGCCAUGAUGGCGUGGCCCUUCCCCAGAGUGCUCUGCCCCAUUGCAAACUUCUGCUUCUACUCCAGCAUCUACCUCAGCACUCUCUUUAUAGCUGCCCUCAGUGUGGAGCGCUACGUUGGGGUCGUGUUCCCACACCGCUACAACCGGCGCCGGAGGUUAUGGCGGAUGAUGGCUGCCAGCGCCGUCCUUUGGGUGAUGGCAUUGUCCCUUUGUUCCUUCGUCUUUGUAGCGGAGCAUCACAGAGAGUUUGGGGUCAAUGGCUCUGAGGCUGAUGGGGAAGGUGGUUUAGGCUUCAAUGGGAAAAAGACCUGGGGAUCGGUGAUGGACAACCCCAAUCACAUUGACCACGUUGGGCUGAAGACGGACAACUCCCAUUGUUCCGGGACCAGUCGGUCUGACCUUGGGGGAUUUGAGUUAACCAAACCUAACGGCAUUGACACCGAUGUCCCCAGUACUUCUACUGCUGACAUCACUCCCAGUGGCUCCAAGGUCCCCAGUCUCAACAUCUACAGGAUCUCCAACCUCAAGGCCGACCACAACAUCUCCACCCUCCAAUUCUCUGCCUGCACAACCCCAAAAACUCCCCACAUCCCCACCACCACCUCAUGGAACUCUCAGAACGCCUCUGAGACUCAACCCCACAUGGUCUACCACUGCUACGAUGACUUCUCCCCAACCCAGCUGCGCUUUGUUGUCCCGCUGCGCCUUGUACUCUUCCUCGUCCUC
This is a messenger RNA of Phasianus colchicus (ring-necked pheasant), 1556 nucleotides long. Its product is annotated as free fatty acid receptor 2-like. Gene Ontology annotation, cellular component: plasma membrane. NCBI's taxonomy places the organism in Eukaryota, Metazoa, Chordata, Aves, Galliformes, Phasianidae. Gene Ontology annotation, biological process: G protein-coupled receptor signaling pathway; cellular response to fatty acid. The record is from RefSeq and is a predicted model, not a curated record. Gene Ontology annotation, molecular function: G protein-coupled receptor activity.